Messenger RNA from Ustilaginoidea virens, 1149 nucleotides. RefSeq lists its product as uncharacterized. The coding region runs from base 1 to 1149 and encodes 382 amino acids. Gene Ontology annotation, biological process: DNA replication, removal of RNA primer. The transcript has 3 exons. Lineage: Eukaryota; Fungi; Ascomycota; Sordariomycetes; Hypocreales; Clavicipitaceae. Gene Ontology annotation, molecular function: RNA-DNA hybrid ribonuclease activity; nucleic acid binding. The record is from RefSeq and is a predicted model, not a curated record.
AUGCGCGUCUUUCAGCGUCGGUCGAUUUCUCCCGUCCGUCUCAGCUCCAUAUUCAGCAAGCUGCACCACACAGGAAUCGCAUCGGUUGACAAGACUGGCAACGACAUCGAAACGCUCCCUCCUUCGACUGAGGGAGGAGAGCAUUACCUCACGGACGACGACAUGAACAAAAGAUCUGCCGCCGGAGCAGCCGCAGCCACUGCUCCCAAGAAACGAAAGACGGACAACGGACCAAAGUUUUAUGCCGUUCAGGCUGGCUUCAGACCUGGAGUGUACCUUACCUACACGGAGUGUUCGGCGCAAACAGCUGGCUUCAAGGGUGCAAUUUUCAAGUCUUUCACGUCACGGUCCGAUGCAGAGGCCUUUGCGGCUGGCAAGAAAGUAGCAGCGUCAUCUGAUGAGCCAGAGAGGUUUUACGCAGUGGCCGUCGGCAACCCGACGGGCAUAUAUACGGAUUGGAACGAAGCAGCAGCCGCCAUAAAGGGUGUCAAGGGCCCCAAGUACAAGAGGUUCGGCUCACGAAAGGAAGCCGCCGCGUACAUCAGGCAGUUCGGCAGCAGGGAGGCGGUAGAAGCCCUCGGCGAGGCUUCGCUGGCGGAGCCGACGUUGGCGCUCAAGGAAGCGACGGCGCCAAAGGCCUCUGCAAAGAAAACCGCGGUCAAGACUGUGCCAGGCGUGGCACGCCCGGCGGAAAACGUGCUGCAAAUUUACACGGAUGGAAGCAGCCUGGCCAACGGAAAGGCUGGGUCCCGAGCCGGCGUCGGCGUCUUCUUUGGCGACGGUGAUGCUCGAAACGUCUCGGAACGCCUGGUCGGUGAUCCGCAAACCAACCAACGUGCCGAGCUGAUGGCCAUGCUACGAGCGCUUCAGAUCGCCCCGACCGGACAGACGGUGCAGAUCAUCAGCGACAGCCAGUACUCGAUCAACUGCGUCACCCAGUGGGCCAUCGGCUGGAAAAGCAAGGGAUGGAAGACGGCGACGGGCGAAAAUGUCAAGAACCAGGAUAUCAUCAGGGCGAUUUUGGAUAAAAUGGACGAGCGAACGAAAGCCAAGGCCAACACAUACUUUCAUUGGGUCAAGGGACACGCGUCAGACAGGGGGAACACGGCUGCCGAUCGGCUAGCCGUGCGGGGAGCGAAGCUGAGCUGA